AUGGCCCUGGUGACCCGUCGAAACACGAAGAAGACCUUGAAACCAGGCAGUCCCUUCUCUAUGACAACGUCGUGUUACCCCCUCCGGGCGCUGUAUCAUGCAUACAAGGAUGACUGGGAAAUCCAGGGAAUCCCCAACUUGGAAGUUUCCAGCUCUCCAAAGGUGCAUCAGACAGAACACCCAUCCCUUUCAAAAUCUGCCCGUCGUUCCCAAUUCACCGUCGCUAUUUUCUGUGCGUUAACCUUGGAAGCAGACGCCGUCAAUGAGGUUUUUGAGGAGAUUUGGGAUGAGGAACACGAGAACUACGGCAGAGCAGCCGGAGAUCACAACACGUACACCCUGGGCAAAAUCUUUCGCCAUAAUGUCGUUCUCGUCCAUAUGGCUGGCAUGGGGAAAGGCGCCGCAUCACAGGCAGCCUCGAGUAUACGAUUUAGCUAUCCGGAAAUCAAGCUUGCGCUUGUGGUUGGAAUAUGCGGGGGUGUUCCAUCAUAUUUAGACGGCAAGGAUGACAUCAUCUUGGGAGAUGUUAUGAUCAGUGAUGGGAUCGUCCAAUAUGACUUCGGGAGACAAUUUCCCGAUACCUUUUUGAGCAAAGCGGGACCAGAGGUUGUUGCUCGACCUCGCCCCGAAAUUCGGGGCAUGUUGGCGAAACUGAAGGGGAUGCAAGGGCAAAAACGCCUGGAAACAAAGCUUUGUCAAUACCUCAGAGUGUUGCAGGAUAGGCUUGGCCCCAAAAGAGCUGGCUACCCAGGCAUCGACAAAGACGAGCUGUUCUGCUCUACAUACCAACACAAGCAUCGAAAUAGAGCAGCAUGCAAAAUAUGCAGUGCCUGUGGAGGUGGCACAGAAUCAGUAUGCAAAGAGGCGCGAGAACUAACUUGCCAACAGCUUGGAUGCCAGAAGGGGCUGCUGGUCCCACGCAAACGAUUACAGGAAGCAUCAAUGAGGGGUCGCCCUCCAGAAGCCAAAGUCCGCUUCGGUUUUGUUGGCUCUGGAGAUACAGUCAUGAAAUCUGGCCAACAUCGUGAUGAAAUUGCGACGCGACAUAAUCUUAUCGCUUUGGAAAUGGAGGCUUCGGGAGUUUGGGAUAAUUUGCCGUGCCUUGUCAUCAAAGGCGUGUGCGAUUAUGCCGAUAGCCAUAAGAAUAAAUAUUGGCAAAACUAUGCUGCUGCUACAGCUGCAGCCUGCAUGAAGGCUGUAUUGGAGGAAUAUGUGGUAUGA
Messenger RNA from Penicillium cosmopolitanum, 1221 nucleotides. Its product is annotated as 5'-methylthioadenosine/S-adenosylhomocysteine nucleosidase family protein. The record is from RefSeq and is a predicted model, not a curated record. Gene Ontology annotation, molecular function: catalytic activity. The coding region runs from base 1 to 1221 and encodes 406 amino acids. Lineage: Eukaryota; Fungi; Ascomycota; Eurotiomycetes; Eurotiales; Aspergillaceae. Gene Ontology annotation, biological process: nucleoside metabolic process. The transcript has a single exon.